Pleuronectes platessa (European plaice) is the source of this 4027-nucleotide messenger RNA. RefSeq names its product G protein-coupled receptor 18 (gene gpr18). The record is from RefSeq and is a predicted model, not a curated record. The transcript has 3 exons. Gene Ontology annotation, molecular function: G protein-coupled receptor activity. Bases 509 to 1507 code for a protein of 332 amino acids. Gene Ontology annotation, biological process: phospholipase C-activating G protein-coupled receptor signaling pathway; positive regulation of Rho protein signal transduction. Lineage: Eukaryota; Metazoa; Chordata; Actinopteri; Pleuronectiformes; Pleuronectidae. Gene Ontology annotation, cellular component: membrane.
GCAGAUGCUUCUCACAGCAACCUGCUGUGGAUUACUCCCCUGAGAACUAAUGUGCUGUGACAGACCCCACUUUUCCAAUCAAUAACUCGCCCUAAAUCUGCCAUCUCUCUGCCUGCCAAACACACUCCCACUUCUAAUGGCACAUCAUUUUCUUUAAGGGGGUGUAAUUGCAGACUGUGGAAAGCUGUAGCCCUUUGUGUUCCAGCUACGUCGCUACUGUAAAGGAAUCUGAAGUACAGACGCCACUGCAGCCCACGGCCGACACAGGAAGUGAUGGGGGCUUUCACACCGUGCUCGGUCUCACCACGGUUUCCAUCACAUCUCCUUUUGAGAAAGGAGCAUUCACUUCCCUGUUUUGUGCAGUUAGAGCAAAGUGCUCAGAUAAAUCGCGGCGCCGCUUCGUGAACCUGUUGGUGCAAGUCUGAUAAGAUGUUUGUGUGAUUUCUGUGAUUUCAGUCGCGUAUGGACACUUGAGUGAAUAUUUCCACAUCAUGUUCAAAAUUUCAGUAUGAAGCUGGAUCUAAACAGCUCCAACAUGUCUGUGGGCUCCAGUGCUGAGAGGCCAGAGCAGGGGCCGGUGGAGUACCGCCUGGCCGGUCUCAUCUUCUACUGCUUCAUCUUCAUCGUCGGAGUCAUCGUCAAUAUCACUGCCCUGUGGGUCUUCUCUCUUACCACCAAGAGGAGGAACUCGGUCACUGUCUACAUGAUAAACGUGGCGAUGGUGGACCUCACCUUCAUCCUGCUGCUUCCCUUCAGGAUGGUCUACCACCACCAGGACUACUGGCCCUUCGGAGAUAUCUUCUGCCGGGUCAUGUCCGCUCUCACCAUCUUCUACCCCUGCAUCGCUCUUUGGCUGUUUGCUCUGAUCAGCGCCGACCGCUACAUGGCUAUCGUGCAGCCAAGGCAUGGCAAGGAGCUGAGGAACGUCCCCAAGGCCGUGGUGGCGUGUUUGGGGGUGUGGCUCAUGACUUUGGGCUGCACUGUCCCCCUGCUCUUCUCCGACCACGACCCCGAUCAAAUCUCCAACUUCACCACCUGCGUGAAGAUGCAGGACAUCGUCUACUUACGCCACGACAAUGCUGUCAACUUUGUGCGACUCAUCUUCUUCUUCCUGGUUCCCAUCUGUAUAAUGAUAGGCUGCUACGUCGUCAUCGUGGACAAUCUGAUCCACGGCCGCACCUCGAAACUCAAACCUAAAGUGAAGCAGAAGUCCAUCCGGAUCAUCAUCACGCUCAUCAUCCAGGUGCUGGUGUGUUUCGUGCCUUUCCACGUGUGUUUGCUGCUCCGUUUCAUGGGGAAGGGCCAAGAUGGCGGGUUCAGCACGUGGGCGGUGUUCACCACAUUCCUGAUGAACAUGAGCACCGUGCUGGACAUUAUUCUGUAUUACAUCGUCUCCAAACAGUUCCAGGACCGAGUGAUCAGUGUGAUCCUGUACAGGAACUAUCUGCGCAGUGUGAGACGGAAGAGCCGGCACACGAUGAGCAACAUGACCAGUGCCAUGACAUGAAGCGGCCGUCGAACACCGCACAUGUAUGUGUUCUGUGGAUUCCCUCAGCCAAAUGUAACACUGCAUGUAUCGCCCCAGUAUAGUUCAUUAUCCAAAGGAUCAAAACUUGCAAUUAAUUUCCGAGGUGUGAUUUACACUCACAGUAUGGGAGUGCUGCUGUUGUGGCAAAAACAUCUGUGUUCGGAGCUGAUUGACUCACCCAUGAGACUUGAGAUGUUUUUUUUGUGCAGCUCUGCUCUGGCAGACACAGCGUCGGAGUGAGUGGCUCAGGUGUAACAAAUGCAAGCGGAAAUAAAGCCGGUGAUGGUUUAGAUAAAAGCCCCCCCACACAGUAUCUCAGUGUUUGGUCUGACUCUGUGAAUAGAUACUGAAACCCUCCUCAGCCUCUUCACUAUGUCACCUGACAACCAAAGAGGGUCUGACAGCCUCCACAGCAGCCUACAGGAAACAAUGGUGGGUUCUUGUUUGAUCUCUUCCUGCUUGGUCUGUACACCAUGUUUUUUGUUUUAUCUUCAGUGUUGCAUCAUGGCCGUGGAGUAAAUAUAACCCUAUCAAAUCUAUAAUUGCACAUACAUAUUUAGAGUUGCUGAAUUUAUUGACCAGGUGAUGGCAGCAUGGCACAGCGAGAUCCCAUCUCUCUGCCAGAGCAGGAUUGACGAGGAGAGGGCUGGAUCCUUCUGUGUCUUGUGCAGAGUUACUUCUCCCGUUUUGGUUUCUGCAUGUUGUUACAUCUCAAACGUCUUCACGAGAGCAAAUCUUUCGUUUCUCUCUCGAUGCCGUCGACGCCUAAAAGAGAAGUUAACUACAUCCGUAACGGCUCCCUCAACCAGGACUGAAGUGUGUUUAUGGUGCACUGCGAAUCAUAUUGAUUAGAUGCUAAAUGAUUCAGUCACUUGAAGUGCAUUUACAGUAACAUCCUCAAGAGAUGUCAGUGAGGUUAUCUGCUAGAUUUAGAGCAACCUCCACCUUAAGAGAGAAAACUCUUUCCUGCACCGGGAUGCUUUCAUGUCGGGUCUCAGGAGUUAGAAGCAAGAUUCUGAAAUAUCAGUUUAUCUAGCUACUAAUGUACAAUCAGGUUUAUGAAUGAGGAAUGUGCAUCUCGCCCUUGAUUUGUGUAUUGAUAAUGUCCCUUGUGCAGUUCUGAAUUUGGUGCCAUUUGGACCUGUGAUUUGUUCAAUAUUAAUAAAGAAAAGGAUAAACAGCUGACCAGCGUUCCUCAAAUGACAGAAGAGCUAACAUGUACUGAAUGGGUGACGUUUUUUCUUUGUAAAAAAAACACUCAUGUUUGAAUGUGACGGCUCUGAUACGUGUCACGCACCAACAUCUCAGGAGCUAAGAAUUGAUUUGGUGUUUCCAAUUUCUAAAAUAAUCAACUUAGUGUGUCUGAGCAACACAGUCCUAACUGGAUUAGACAGUGAGUCAGUGGAGCUGAGUAACUGCGUAGUGUCUCAGACAAUUAGGAAGCCGCCGUGUCGGUGGUGUUUCUUAAAGUGAGUCUGGUUUUAUUCGUGUUAAACUCUCACGUCUUUACAAGCAGUUAAAUUCCCACAGAGAUAAGUCAGUGUGCCGCAGCGGUAAAGGGACAAACUGCACUGAGAGUCCAUAUGUUUCCUGAUUGGUUCACCCAAUGUUCAUAUGCAAGAAAUGACCAGGGCACACAGAGGAAGUAGAUUUACAUCGCGUUUAACUGGGACGAGGCAGACUCCGAUGUUUCCAUCUCACACGGAAUUCUGGGAAGUGCAGUUCAUCACGCGAUGAUAGCUUUAUUGGCCGGCGGACUGCGAGUGGAUUGAUGACCGGGGGGUCAAAGGUCAAAUGAAACAUCAGAGGGUCAUCUAUCUGUCCCACCUGUUAGACAUCAAAGAAAAACCAGCCGCGCCGCUCACAGCAACUGGCAUUUAAAACAAUUAAGUUUCCUGUCAAGUCCCUGUGAUGAAUUAUCCGGAAGCUUUACCAGCUGUAAUUCUAAAUCUUCCCAACAAGUGCCUUUGUUGUAGAGAAAUUAAUGAAAACAAGAUUGUCUUUCAUAGGAGCUGAUCUAACAGCGCGGCAGCCAGCUGCUCUUCUUUGGGAAUAAAAAACAGUCAGCAUUAAGCACAGCUCAGACAAAAUACUUUUUUUCUUUUUUCUCCCCUACCACUCGUGUGGAAAACAAAUCAGGCGGCGAGCACAGUGGCCAUCUGUUUUGUUAUUUGAUAUGUGUGAAUACAUGUUGUAAUGACUUUGUUUGUGAAUCACUCUGCGCGGCAGAACACACGAGAGCUCUCGAAGUGCUGGAGUGUUCAAAGCUAAUCAUAUAAUUGGACACAAUAGUCGAUGACAAAUGGAGACGCUCGGAGCCAGCCAGCUGGGGAAGUGAAUAUGUAAUCAUUGUAAAAUCAUAUCAUUUUUGCAUAUUUGAAGACAGCUUAAUAGAGUUUGCAUGUCAGUACACUAUCAAAUAAUGAUGACAGUGUGUCGCUGCAUUUGCUUUUCUGAUUUGUUGGACUAUUACUUUCCUAUUAAACGCGAUUCUAAAGA